UGCAUAUAUUUGCAUGUUAUGGUUGAGCCCCACCAUAGCCAUCUGUGAACGUCAACCCCUAUUUUCACUCUCUCCUCUUACUCUAUUCGCGCGUCGUUAUGUCCUCCAUCCCUGUUGAUGCACCUCCUGCCUAUUCAGAGCGCCUCACCCACCGUGCCUCCACCUCGACUGGCGCGUCCCUCCAUGUUGACGGAGUCAGCUGCGACGGAUGCUAUCAGCCUAUCAAGCUGGGUGUUCGAUACAAGUGCCAGGACUGUCAGAACUACGAUCUCUGUCCGGACUGCUGUGAUGUGCCUCCGCGGGACCACCCCAGUUGGCAUUCGUUCCUGAGGGUUGGGUCCAACUCGCAAAUGCCAAUACACCAGGGAUAUAUUUGUGACGGGUGCAACCAGACGCCGAUUCAUGGCAAGCGCUAUGUCUGUAAGACCUGCAAGAACUUUGACCUUUGUGAAGGCUGCAAGAUAAGGCAGCCUCACUACCAUCCCACUUGCCACAGGUUCAUUUGCAUUGCUUCGCCUGCAAUGAAUACCUACCACUACCAACAAGUCUGCGACGGAUGCAACAUGUCACCCAUUCGAGGACCCAGGUAUCGUUGUCAAGACAUUCGGUGUCAGCCAAUUAUUGUUGGUUUUGAUCUGUGCUCGGAUUGUAUGGAAGACGGUACGAAGCAUCCAGGAGACCACCUCAUGCUUCGUAUAACUGGUCAUCCCCGUUGUAUAUAACACUUCUACUGCUUCCACUCAAUCUACUUGCACUGGUCCAACUUAUUCUGCUAUUUCCUCUCCGACUCGUCCUACUACUGCACCAGUCCGCACUGUCGAUACCCCCCCGUACAAGCCACUGCGGGCCCCAGCCGCAGGUCGAGACUGCUAUCGGUUUGGUCUGGUUAGGUUCUCACCAUGAUCACGAUUUUUAGCCUCAUAUUUUCCUGCUAUACCGUCGGUCG
This is a messenger RNA of Guyanagaster necrorhizus, 946 nucleotides long. RefSeq lists its product as uncharacterized. Lineage: Eukaryota; Fungi; Basidiomycota; Agaricomycetes; Agaricales; Physalacriaceae. The transcript has 5 exons. Bases 99 to 722 code for a protein of 207 amino acids. Gene Ontology annotation, molecular function: zinc ion binding. The record is from RefSeq and is a predicted model, not a curated record.